Messenger RNA from Schistosoma rodhaini, 411 nucleotides. The record is from the annotation of a GenBank genome assembly. Lineage: Eukaryota; Metazoa; Platyhelminthes; Trematoda; Strigeidida; Schistosomatidae.
AUGGCCGUUAAAGAACGUAGUUUAGCUCAACACAAUUACUCUAAGUUUAUUUCAUCAUCAUCAUCAUCAUCAUCAUCAUCAUCAUCAUCAUCAUCAUCAUCAUCAUCAUCAUCAUCAUCAUCAUCAUCAUCAUCAUCAUCAUCAUCAUCAUCAUCAUCAUCAUCAUCAUCAUCAUCAUCAUCAUCAUCAUCAUCAUCAUCAUCAUCAUCAUCAUCAUCAUCAUCAUCAUCAUCAUCAUCAUCAUCAUCAUCAUCAUCAUCAUCAUCAUCAUCAUCAUCAUCAUCAUCAUCAUCAUCAUCAUCAUCAUCAUCAUCAUCAUCAUCAUCAUCAUCAUCAUCAUCAUCAUCAUCAUCAUCAUCCAAAAGAAGAAAUCUAGUUAGAAACAUAAUAUGCAGUAAUAGGGUGUGUUAA